AUGCUGACCCGGCGGAGGAGCAACCGCUGGCGGAAGAAGCGGACGCAGCUGUUCGGCAUCCAGAUGUGCUUGGCGGGGGUGCUGCUCGGGCUGGCCGUGGGGCUCCGGUCGGUGGUGCAGAGGUCAGGAUAUGUUUCCAGCUCCUUGGUUGUGGAGGAGGCCAGGUGGGAGAGUCGUCACCUUUUACAAGAAGACAAGUUGAAACUCUACUCCGAACCUGAGAGGAACUGCACUGAACCAGCUAUCCAUGAGUUCCCCAGAGAUUACUUCACUAAUCAAGAGCGCGCUGAGGGAGCUGUGGGCCUGCAUGUUCUCUGCGCAGUUUACAUGUUCUAUGCUCUGGCUUUGGUGUGUGAUGACUACUUUGUCCCCUCACUAGAAAAAAUUUGUGAGAACCUUCACUUGAGUGAGGAUGUUGCUGGAGCCACCUUCAUGGCAGCAGGCAGUUCUGCACCUGAACUGUUCACCUCUGUUAUUGGAGUGUUCAUCACCAAGGGCGACGUUGGUGUCGGGACCAUUGUGGGCUCUGCUGUCUUUAACAUCCUCUGUAUUAUUGGAGUGUGUGGCAUAUUUGCUGUGCAGAACAUCCGACUGUCCUGCUGGCCUCUGCUCAGAGACUCUGUCUACUACACCCUUUCUAUUUCUGCUCUUAUUGUAUUCAUUUAUGAUGAAAAAGUGGUUUGGUGGGAAGCUCUCACACUGAUUCUGAUGUAUUUUGUCUACAUUUUGAUCAUGAAGCUGAACUGUUACAUUGUUCAUUUUCUGGAGAGGUGGAAGAAAAACUCAUCCGGUCUGAAGAAUGGUGCAGCUAACAGUGAAGUGGACGAUGGCUGUGAUGCUACUGUUGUACUAUUGAACAAAGCAAACCACCACAGAAAGCCGUCUGUGCUGAUGGUGGACGAGCUGCUGUCAGCGUACCCCCACCAGCUGACCUUUUCAGAAGCUGGCAUGAGGAUCAUGAUCACUAGCCACUUCUCUCCACGGACGCGCCUCACCAUGGCUUCACGAAUGCUCAUCACUGAGAGACAACGUCUAAUUAACGCAAGUACUCUGACCAACGGCGAUUCUGACAUCCCCAUAAAAGGAGGCAGUAGGUGGGGCAUAGAAAACGGGCUGUCCAGGACUGAGAGGUGCAUAAGCAUCUGCAAUGACGAUCGAGAGGCAGGAUACAAGACAGAGAAUGAGGACAGUGAAAACAAUGAAAAUGAUGAAGAAGAAGAAGAAGAAGAGGAUGGAGAGGGACCCUUUGUCCCCUUUCAGUGCCCAGCCGGAGGGUUUAACAAGCUGAAGUGGUUGCUGGCAUGGCCUCUGUGUCUGCUGCUCUACUUCACCAUCCCCAACUGCUCCAAGUCCCGCUGGGAGAACUGCUUCAUGAUUUCCUUCAUCUUCUCCACCCUGUGGAUCGCCUUCUUCUCAUACAUCAUGGUCUGGAUGGUUACGAUGAUCGGCUUCACUCUUGGUAUUCCUGACGUCAUCAUGGGCAUCACCUUCCUGGCAGCCGGCACCAGUGUUCCUGACUGCAUGGCCAGCCUUAUAGUAGCGCGGCAAGGAAUGGUCGACAUGGCGGUCUCCAACUCCAUCGGCAGUAACGUCUUCGACAUCUUGGUGGGGCUGGGACUUCCCUGGUCCCUGAAAACUCUGGCCAUCAACUAUGGUUCUGCUAUCAAACUGAACAGCAAAGGGCUCAUCUUCUCCGUGGGGCUCUUGCUGGGGUCUGUGUUUCUGACGGUCCUGGGGGUUCAUUUGAACAAGUGGACAUUGGACAAACGUCUGGGCAUCAUAUGUCUCCUCCUCUACUCCGUCUUCCUGUGCUUCUCCUGCCUCAUUGAAUACAACAUAUUCACCUUUGUCAACCUGCCAACAUGCCAAGACUGAGACACACACGCAUGCACACACACAAACACACACACACAAACAAACACACACACACACACACACAGGCAGAAAGUGAUGUUUACAAGUGAAGUGUACUAGAGAUGGCUGCUUAUCAUCAUCUCUAAAUCAGAAGUUAACAACACUUCUACUCAUAUCAGACUAUUUGUGGAAGGAUGACGUGCGGACGUAAGGUGCUUGUUUGAUGCAAUAUUGAGCUGCUCUGGUGCUUCCUCCAUCAGUCCAGUGCGCUGGACUCAUUCCAGGAGCGAAGUGAUUUGAUAUGCCUUCUCACUGUUCAAUACUCACACAGGACUGUCCAACCACUGCGGGCUUCGGACUGAAGAGCUUUUAUUUUGAAACACCUGCACGCAGGUGUGCUGCUUCCAAGCUGCUGAUCUUUCCUCUCAAGGAAGGCGGGUCUUUGAGACCUUCUAGAUGAAAGGAAUAAUGCUAAAAAGCAAUGGUGGUCUGAAGGGGAUUUAGUUGAGCACU
This is a messenger RNA of Nematolebias whitei (Rio pearlfish), 2367 nucleotides long. It is a transcript of the gene slc24a3, whose product is annotated as solute carrier family 24 member 3. The transcript has 17 exons. Bases 1 to 1875 code for a protein of 624 amino acids. Gene Ontology annotation, molecular function: calcium, potassium:sodium antiporter activity; calcium channel activity. Lineage: Eukaryota; Metazoa; Chordata; Actinopteri; Cyprinodontiformes; Rivulidae. Gene Ontology annotation, cellular component: membrane. Gene Ontology annotation, biological process: calcium ion transmembrane transport; intracellular calcium ion homeostasis. The record is from RefSeq and is a predicted model, not a curated record.